UUUAACUACUUUGAAUAACAAAUUUGAAUAUGUAAAUAAUGAGUCUGAUGAGCAGUUAGAUGAUAAGUUUGGUGAACAAUUGAGGCUUUAUGAAGUUGAAGAGGCUUAUUUUGUGGUUGAAUCAUUUGCUUGUUCAAAUAGAUUUGGAAUUCGAAAAAGACGUGUUGAAAAAGACUCAAAUAGUGUUGAGAUCUCAAGGUCAUUCAUAUGUCAUCAUACUGGGAAACCACCAAAUAAAAAUAAAUUACACAAAACUGAAAGGGCUAGUUUAUAUCAUACUGAUUGUAAAUAG
This is a messenger RNA of Racocetra persica, 292 nucleotides long. The record is from the annotation of a GenBank genome assembly. Lineage: Eukaryota; Fungi; Glomeromycota; Glomeromycetes; Diversisporales; Gigasporaceae.